Penicillium maclennaniae is the source of this 966-nucleotide messenger RNA. RefSeq names its product SEC14 family lipid-binding protein. Bases 1 to 966 code for a protein of 321 amino acids. NCBI's taxonomy places the organism in Eukaryota, Fungi, Ascomycota, Eurotiomycetes, Eurotiales, Aspergillaceae. The transcript is spliced from 4 exons. The record is from RefSeq and is a predicted model, not a curated record.
AUGGAUCAAUUCAAGGAUCUGUGUGCCAGAAACGGCUUCAAGAACUCCACAAGAGCACAGAACGCCGAUGAUACAACGAUUCUUCGCUUUCUUCGAGCCCAGAGAUAUGAUGUUGGGGCCGCAUUCCGGCAAUUCAACCAUUUUCAAACAUGGCGCCGCGAGCACAAUAUUCGUGGGUUCUAUAAGAACCUGGAUGUCGAGGUGUAUGAUGAGUCCCGGAAAAUGUAUCCGCAAUGGAUUGGCCGCCGUGACAAUGAAGGGCGUCCUAUCUAUGUCUUCCAAGUCAGACAGCUAACUAAGAAGAGAUUGGAUGGGUAUCUGAAGAUGUUAGACAAAUCUCCAAGGCCAGAGAGCCACGCUCAGUCUGAAGUGCCCAUUCACUUGCUCCAUCUCCAUGCCUUAUACCUCUUACAAUUCGUCUUCCCAUUGGUGUCUGAGCUUCCCCGACCUGACAUGCGACGUCCGAUUUUAUCGUCGACACACAUCGUCGACAUAAGCAAUGUCAGCGUGUUCCAAUUCUGGAAUAUUCGCAAAUACCUCCAGGAAGCCAGCAAAGUCGCUACAGCCCAUUAUCCAGAGACCCUGGGUCGGGUAUUUGUUGUGGGUGCACCUGCCUUCUUCACAUCUGUCUGGGAGGCCAUUAAUCAAUGGUUCGACCCCGAAACGCGCUCAAAGAUUUUCAUUCUUUCCGCGUCGGAGUCAAAGUCAUUCCUGCUUUCCCAUAUCAACCCUUCAGAUCUACCGAAGGAAUACGGCGGCGAGCUCGAAUGGCAGUGGCGAGAUCAACCAGAUCUGGACGAGUCAGCCAGAGAGCUGGUCGAUGAAGUGUACCACAAGACCAAUCGGGGCGGAGUCUUUUCCAAAGGGCCGCUCAUUUUCCAGGGAGGUUGUAUUGAACUCUUGGGCUCUGCUAAUGGUCUACCCCGACGCAACGCCUUCUGUCGCAUUGAGAAAUCCAAUGAGUAA